Protopterus annectens (West African lungfish) is the source of this 1019-nucleotide messenger RNA. It is a transcript of the gene MSMB, whose product is annotated as microseminoprotein beta. The record is from RefSeq and is a predicted model, not a curated record. The transcript has 4 exons. Lineage: Eukaryota; Metazoa; Chordata; Ceratodontiformes; Protopteridae. The coding region runs from base 55 to 390 and encodes 111 amino acids.
AUCGCCAUGCACAGCAACUGAAUUUUUCUACUGGACAUCACUAUAAACUUAACAAUGAAAUACAUUUUGGUAAUUGCUCUUGGACUGCUUGCCACAGCGACACUGUGUAGUUCACAAUGUUCCCGUUUAUCACAAGACAAGGAAAAGACUGGUGAAGGCUGUAUUGAUGAGAAGGAUGUACACCAUCAAUUGGGAUCUUCAUGGAUGAGCAAAUGCUUUAAAUGUACUUGUUAUGAAGAAUAUAUCAACUGCUGUAAUACGGCUGUAAUUCCAACAGGAUAUGAUGAUGACUGUGAAACCAUUUUGAAUGAAAAAACAUGCACUUACAGUGUUGUUAAAAAGAAUGAUCACAGCAAAACCUGCCCAUAUUCAGGAGCUAUACUUAAAUAAAGAUAGUACUAUAUCAAUUAAAUGUCUGCUUACAUAGACAGAUGAUCUUUUGAAAUGGAAACCUAAUGACUUAUUAAGCUACAAUUAAUUCAACAAAGCAGUGAGUGUAAAGGUAUAAUUGUCUCUUCUUUCUGCAAGGUUGUGUGACUCAGAGUUAGUGUGUUUUAAGUUAGAGGGGUGGUGGGCACAUUGCACGCAUGGCAUAAUUUGUUGACAGAAUUUUGCAUUCAUUGUUUUGUUGCUGUAAAGUUGUGAAGAUCUGCAGCUUAGUAACAUGAUAGAAAGUCCCUCACUUAAUAUUAUACACUGAUUUGCUUAUACUCAGGAUGUUCCAACACUGUAAAUGCUUUCUAUUUUCAAACUAUUUAGGGAUGCGCAAACAUACUCUAUUUCCUUAUGGUUGGCAGUAAAUAGUGAAAAUAAUUUUUUUGAUUUACAAAUGUAAUACCUGAGUGUCAAAACAAAAGAAAAACUAUAAUGUGUGAAUAAUUUUACUUGGCAAAAUAUACUUAUAAAACAGAGGCUGCCUAAUGACUGAAACUGAAUGCUGUUAUAAAACAUACUUUUUCAUGGAAAAGAAAUGUAUAUAAAACAUUAGCCAAACAUAAUUGUAUGCAUUUUAUGUUUUA